CACCAUAAAAUCAAACGAUUAGAAAAAAAAAUCUCUUCAAAUUUCAAUCUCUCUCUCUCCGCCAUGGCUUCUCUUCUCCUCCGUCUCCCAAUCGCCGCCGUCGCUCUCCUCCUCCUCGCUCUCUCCACCACCACUGUAACCGCUCGUCCGUGCCGCACCUUCAUCAUCUCCUCCUACUCCAUCCGCAACCCAUCCACCAACGCCUUCGCCACCAUCACCGAGAUCCGAUCCAUCUCCCCUCUCUUCAUAAACGACAACACCAAACCCUUCGAAAUCCUCCUCGAUCGCCCCGUUCAACACCAAACCCACUCCCAAAGCGCGUCUCAUCCACGCGGCCCCUUAGGUUUAGGGUUUUCCACCGACGCUUACGAUUUCUCUUCUCUCCGUGAUCGUACCAAGGAUAUCCUCAGCGUCGCACUCGCCUUGCUAUUCGGCGUUGGUUGCGGUGCUCUUACAGCCGCCACCAUGUACCUUGUCUGGUCCGUCUUCACCGCUCGUCAUGAACUCCGCGCCGCUGCUUACGGUGAUUUCUCCGAUGAUGAGAUUGAAAGCCCCAAGAAAAUGGGUGGUUAUGUCAAGAUUCCAGCAACUGAGACAGCUGCUCCUGCUCCUGCAGCACCGGUGAAAGAUUCGGUAUGAGAAUUUUAAGAAUCGGAUUUUAAGUGGUUUAUGUGGAUUGUUAAUAAUCAUAGUUGAAUUUGAAUGUAAAAGAAACACCGAAAGGUGCAAACUCUUGCGCUGUAUCAGUUAUUACAUGUUUAAUUUGGAACUUGAUGAUGUACUUUGCAAUAUUUUAGGAUUAUUAUUAUGAUGAUGAAAACCCUAGUGUUGAUUAUGUUGGUUUUCUGUGUUGAUUUGUUCCAAUGUGGAAACCUUACUUAAAUUAUGUUAAACUUGAUGAUGCAAAUGGAAGUAAUCAUAAUAUAUAUAUGGUA
Molecule: messenger RNA, 935 nt
Organism: Medicago truncatula (barrel medic)
Lineage: Eukaryota; Viridiplantae; Streptophyta; Magnoliopsida; Fabales; Fabaceae
Exons: 1
Coding region: 64-639 (191 amino acids)
Source: RefSeq, a predicted model, not a curated record